AUGGCGCUCCAACCCCCCGAAAACGACACGGACUCGUGGAAUCCGGCGUUAUUGCCCGAGGACAGUCAAGGCACUUAUGCGAACGCCUUGCCCGAGGAUGGCUUAGCCAUUGCGCACGAUUCGAAAGAGACGGCUCUGACCGACGCGAAAUCGCCACAAAGCGACGAAGACUUCUCUGCUUGGGAUACGUCGGAUGAGAUAGGCACCGCACAGCCUCAAUACACAAGCGUGGAUGGCCUGGUGAACACCAUGUCACCAGGGGCGGACGCGGCCCCAUCUUCGGAUGUUCCUCCCAUCGAAACACAAUCAUCGGAUACCGUAACCCCUGUUGCAGCUGAAGCGGAAACUUUUUCGGAAUCAGCCUUCAUGAGAGAGGCAACCCCUUCUACGAAUAAGGAAACUGCCGAGUUUGUCCCUGAGUCGGUGUCUGCUGAAAGUAAUGACAACAAAGAGGAGACCUCCCUGGAGGAAAUUCCACCACCAAACGAAGCGCCUAAUGCGGCAUCCGAGGAUCCCUGGGGCUUGAUGGAGGCGGACAACGGUAAUGUGUUGUCCGGGGUCGCUCCUUCGACUGAAAUCCCUCUUCCGAGUUCUGAGCCUGCGAUCGCCGCUCAACGUGAAGAUUGUCAUGAACCGGCCUUUGUUGCGGACCCUGUAAUUCGAACCCACGAGCAGACCGUAGUUCCUGAGCCCACAUUUGAGGCGAGUGACGACGUCUUGCCCACCACCGAAAACCUGCCAUUGUCCGAGAAUCCGCAAACCAGCAUUCCAUCCGAGACUGUCGACCACCCAACCUCUGCCCCCAAUGACACCCAUUUGUCUCAACAGGCAGCCAACCCAGAGACUCCCACUGAUACUCAAAGUCCGUGGGCCCAGGACAUGAGCCGCGAUGUUGACUCCGAGGACGAUAGUUUCUUUAACCAACUCAACACUCAGACAAAGCCAAUCUUCUCUCCUCCGCAGGCAGAGUCGAGGUUUGAGGAAGGCCUUCCGUUAUUGGAUCAAUCGCCAGUCUCACCUGAACCCGUGCAGGUAGACAAACCAAUUGCGGACGUGUUUUCGAAUGAUGGCGACGGAGAGGAUUUCUUUGGUUCUUUGAGGUCUCAAGAGAACUCCCAAAAAACGCUCCAAGGAAACACCCAGGAAAGCUUCCAAGAGAACUUGGAAGAGAACCUCCAACAAAACUUCCAACAAACCCCUCAGGAAAGUCUUCUAGGAAGUCUCCAGGGAACCUCCCAGGACGACCCUCAUCUAACCAGGAAGAGCACGCCCCAGGUGCUGGAGUCGGUCGGAUUCGAUAUUGACUCUCCAGCCAGCGACGCCUCAGCAGCCGCUCAGUUUGAUGACAUUAUUAAGGCUGCAUCGUCUGAACCGCCAGCCCCAGCCGAACCUUCGGAGGAAGAGCUAGCCGCCAGGUGGGAAGCCGAGUUGGGUGAUUCACCAGAUGAUGAUCUGGCAGCUCGUUGGGAGGCGGCAUUAGAUGAUGACGAUAUACUGCUCGAAAACGAUUCUAUUCCGCCUGUCUCUGAAGCACCCACGGAACAAAUUCCAAUUCCACCGGUCAGCAAUGGAGUUCCGGCUGGCUUAAACAGUCCGUUCCAGACUCCUCAUACCUAUUCUCAACCAAGGCCUGUGCCUGGCGUAUAUACGCCUCAUCAACCAUCUACAGCGGAUCUUUUGCAAGGAAUGCCUGGGACUGCACCACCAAAUAGUACGGCUAUGCCGUCAUAUUUCUCCCAGCAGCCCCAGAACCCAGUGACAACCAGAGGAGAGAGUUUUGCUGAACGAUCAAAGGAGGGUUACAAGUCUCCCUACGACCUCCCAGACGACAUCUCUCGACCUCGAAAGCCCGUUGUCACUCAUCGACCUGUUCCUCCAACUGUGACCAGCAUGCCUCCGCCUCCGCCGCCGGCUGCUCCUGGUAUGCCGAUGCCAGCAGCAACUACUUUCCCGCCGACAGCUGCUCCGCCCGCCGCCGCGGCUCCUCCACCGGCUCCGAAAAAUUUCUAUGAGGAGCUCCCAUUGGCACCACCGAGGACUAGGCCUGCCAGCUCUGGGAGGUAUACUCCUAACCCGCAGGUGGCUCCAACGACUGGCCCAUCUCUUCCCCCGCCGUCCCAGUACGUCCCUUCUGCACCCGCAGUCCCACAGCCUGUCCCGCAGCCUAUCGCUACCCCAAUGCAAGCUUCCCUCCAACCCCCCGAACAGCUGGAUCCGUAUGCCAGCUUGGCCUCAAGUGCUCCUGCCGGUCCUCCUCCUGCGUCGCGGUAUUCGCCUCAGCCAGCCGGCCUGCAAGCGCCAUCGAAACCACCCUCGCUGCCGCGAUACUCCCCUGCGCCUCCUCCCAGCUCUUCCGCUCGCAAUCGUUACGCCUCUCAGCCAUUGAAUGUUCCUGGACAUGGUCUGCCCUUCCAACCACGAACUUCAAGUCCUCUCGCACACCAUGAAAAGGUAUCAUACGUUCCCGACCCAUCACAGAAGCCCCCGUCAUUGGAGCCCGCAAUCAAUCUUUCGCCGCCACGGCCUCAAAGUUCUGGGUUCGGGAAUGUGCCUCCUAGUGUUCCCCAGUACAUGAGUGGACCUGCCGGUGUAGCUCGCAGGGAAAGUGCAGGGUCAUCUGUUCAAGCGUCUCCCCCGCAAAGUCGCUAUGCUCCACAGGAGUACAUCAAUGAAUUCGCCCAACGCAUAGCCCCCCCUACAAACUAUACACCUGCUCCACCUGCUAUGACCACGCAGACCUCUCCGCCACCCAGUGACUUCCAGCCAGGUCCUCUUCAUAGGUCUCAGACGCAGUCACCGGGCCGGGCUAUGCUAAGCCCGCGUUCUUCCGUACAAACCAUUGAUACACUUCCACGCCCCGCUUCUGUGCAUGGAUCUGGUUCACCAACUAAAACUGUGAAUCCAUAUGCUGCUGUGCAAGCACCUUCGCAGACCCGCGCUGUGACUCAGCACCUUGAGUUCAUUGCUCCCAUAGACGGGCAGGAACACGAUUCUUUGGAGCGGUGGAAAGGUGCUCCAAUCUUCAAAUUUGGCUUUGGUGGCUCCGUGUUAUCUUCUUUUCCCAAGCACAUUCCCCGUUACUCUGCUGGCCAGGUGGCACCAAUGAUCAAACCCAGCCCCGGAGAAAUCAAGACCUCCCAGCUGAAUGAAUUCCUUCCUUCUACCGACACUAUUGUUCAGCACCCUGGACCUCUGAAGGCAAAGUCCAAGAAGAAGGAUUUGGUUGCCUGGCUUUCUAGCAAGAUUGCGGCCUUCGAAAACCUAGGUGUCCCGACUCACGAUCAGGUUCAUUCCGAUACACACAAGCGUCACGAGGAAAGGAUCCUGCUCUGGAAGGUCGUCAGGCUUCUGGUCGAGAAUGACGGUAAUCUGGAAGGUUCUGCGGAGGUUCAAAGGUCUCUCCGCCAGGCUAUUUUCCCUCACUUGGCGGCCCCUGAAGCCGAUGGGUCAUAUGGUAGUGCCUUUGCUGCUUCGGCUGGCUUUUCACCCAUGGAACUUUCCUCGCAGCCUGAUGCUGUUGACUCUCAGUCCUUGGAAGAGCUUCGCUCCAGCUUGAUUGCUGGUGACCGGGAAAAGGCCGUCUGGGGCGCAGUUGAUCGCCGUUUAUGGGGUCAUGCGAUGAUCAUUGCAUCCACUAUGGACAAGUCGAUCUGGAAACAGGUCACGCAGGAGUUUGUCCGGCGGGAGGUUAGGUCCAAAGCCGGCAACACCGAAUCACUGGCGGCCCUGUACGAGAUCUUCGCUGGCAACAUUGAAGAAAGCAUCGACGAGCUGGUGCCUCCAUCUGCCCGGGCAGGCCUGCAGUUGAUCAGCAAAGCCGAUGGUCAUAGCUCUACCAAGAAUGUCCUGGAGGGUUUGGACAAGUGGAAGGAUACUCUGGGAUUGGUGCUGAGCAACCGCAGCUCCGAGGACCAUCAAGCUCUCCUUGCCCUUGGUCGUCUGCUUACAUCUUAUGGACGAACAGAAGCCGCUCAUGUUUGUUUCAUCUUCUCGCGGGCUGCGGUGUUUGGUGGACCGGAUGACCCUCAAGCAAACAUCGUUCUGCUUGGCGCUGAUCACCAGCGUUGUGCCUCGUCCCUUAUGGAUGAAGAUGCUAUCUUGCUGACCGAGGCAUACGAGUAUGCUACCUCCGUUCUUAGCAACUCUCCUCUAGCGAGUUUCCCACAUCUAUUGGCAUUCAAGAUGCUGAAUGCCAGAUGUCUCGUCGAUCGGGGCCGUAACUCUGAGGCUCAGAGCUACUGUGAUGCAGUCGCAGCAGCGUUGAAGGCAACCACCAGGCCCUCCCCAUACCAUCAUAACCGUCUCUACGCGGAGGUGGAAGAGCUAUCCAUGCGCCUCCGUCAAACUAGCAGUGACAAUGGUUCCUGGAUCUCUAGACCCAGCAUGGAAAAGGUGUCUGGGUCCAUGUGGGCACGUUUCAAUAGCUUUGUUGCAGGUGAUGAAAGUGAUGCUGCCUCGACUGGAUCUGGAAAGGCCGGCGAAGCAACGGAUUUCGGGCCAUUUGCCAACGUGGCUGGAACACCCACCAUCAGCCGUUCCCCAUCUGUGUCUGACAUCUACGGCUCCUAUCCCGGAGCAGGCGCCCAGCCUAUUCCUACGGGUGGCGGCUCGAAGUAUCACCCGUCCAGUCAGAGUCAAUAUGCCCCCAACGCAUCGCCGGAGCAAUUCAAAGGUCGGUCUUCGAUGGACUCGCAACGAUCGAAUCCCUAUUUCCCGCCUGCGGGACGUCGAACCUCCCAGGAAUUCUCGCCAUCGCUUGAUUCGCAGAUGUCUCAAGGGCCUGUAUAUGUAUCCCCAAAUAUGUCUGGAUAUCAGCCGACCCCGCCUCAGUCGUCCUACGUUCCUCUCGCUCCGGUGGAGGAGGCUUUGUCCCCUGCUGAGGCUGCUCCAGUCACCCAACCCGUGGUAAAUGGCCUAUUCUAUCAGCCCCCAGGUCAUGCAGGUGGUUCGGCCAGUGAAUCCCCCUACUACCAAGGGCCUCCUGGUAUGCCAGACUCAGAGUCACCUUACGCACCCCCCGUUGCAAGUUCAUCCUAUGAGCCGCUGGGUGGUCCCAUGGACAUGAGCUCUCUCCAGACGGAGGACCAGAUGGCUCCUGGGGAACAGCCAAAGCAGAAAGCAUUCAUGGACGAUGACGAUGACGAUGAUCUCGCUGCGCGGGCAGCAGCUAUGCAGAAGGCGGAGAAUGAUCGCAAGGCAAAUGAAGCUUUCCAGAAGGCAGCGGAGGAAGAUGCUAAACGAGAUGCUGCCCAGCAGUCCGGCAAGAAGGGAUGGUUCGGCGGUUGGUUCGGCGGCGGCAAAAAGGAGGAAGCCCAAACUGGUGGUCCGAUCAAGGCCAAACUUGGCGAGGAGAGCUCCUUCUACUACGACAAGGACUUGAAGAAAUGGGUCAACAAGAAAGAUCCCAACAGCAGCGCCCCAGUCCGUGCCACACCCCCUCCUCCGCGAGGCUCGGCCCCUCCCAGUCGGACCGCUAGCUCGGGCAGUAUGCCGCCAAACGGUGCUCCGAUGGCCGCUGGCAGCAGACCCCCCUCCUCCUCGAGUGCCGCCCCGCCUCCGUUCUCUUCAAGCCCAGGUAUCUCUGGACUUGCAGCCCCUCCCCUGCCUCGCUCUGUGUCUACCGGAGCGGCGGUGCCAACACCGCCAGGUAGUUCUAGUGGACCACCUCCACGACCUUCAUCCUCCCUGACUCAUGCCAGCUCGAUCGAUGAUCUGCUCGGUGCGCCCACAGCCCGCAAGGGCAACACGGUCCGCGGCAAGAAGAAGGGUCGCUAUGUCGACGUCAUGGCCCAAUAA
This is a messenger RNA of Penicillium arizonense, 5796 nucleotides long. It is a transcript of the gene sec16, whose product is annotated as COPII coat assembly protein SEC16. NCBI's taxonomy places the organism in Eukaryota, Fungi, Ascomycota, Eurotiomycetes, Eurotiales, Aspergillaceae. Gene Ontology annotation, molecular function: protein binding. Gene Ontology annotation, cellular component: endoplasmic reticulum exit site; ER to Golgi transport vesicle membrane. The coding region runs from base 1 to 5796 and encodes 1931 amino acids. The transcript has 2 exons. Gene Ontology annotation, biological process: autophagy; Golgi organization; COPII vesicle coat assembly. The record is from RefSeq and is a predicted model, not a curated record.